UUCAAAAAGUUCAAAAACUCGAAGCUUUUUCCGUUAUGGAUAACUUGGAUAAGUAAUUUUGGAUAAUACUCCUUGUUUACCAUUGUGCCGCCUUUUUGCAUUUUCCUCUAAAAUCAGUUGAGCUCCCGGCAUAACCUCAAAAAUGAUAGCAGCACAGGAGGUUGAGUGCCGGAAAAUUUGUGCUGAGAGAUUUUUCCUGGCCAUAGCGUGCAGUACGGGCUCUCAAUUCAUCAUGCUCGGCAUCUUCCUGCUAUUCGUCAACUUUAGCAUCGUGCACCCUGUGGCAUGGAUUACGGGGAGCAUAGGAAAGAUCUUCUCGUUCUACACCUGGCUCUGUAUCAUCCCCCUCAUUGGCUCCGUGGGCAUCUAUGGGAUGCUAAUGGCGCGGCAUUUGGCCACUGAACCCCGAUACUUUCACAAUAGAUUCAGCAUGUACCGCUCAAAUGGGCGUAUGGUGGCUUACUUGGGUGCCCAUGGAAUUGUUGGUUUCCUCACGGCGUGGCUCUACACGAAAUUCCUUCCGGAUGGCUACAAUUCCAUCGUGAGGGGAUGCAAUGGGGACUGGUGCUACAACGACAAGUACAUUUUUAUGCUCUUGAGUGGAUUCUACACGGGCUGCUACUACUUUGUCAAGGAGAUCAAAUCCAGCAAUGCUGUCCUUUUCCCAAUUGCCCAGCAGGGGAAAUACUAUCAGAUCACAUCGAACCUCUCGGGGAUCUUCUGUAAAUCCCUCACAAUGACAAUCUUCUCCACAGCAAGCUUUAUCUUUAGCUACUGGAUGGGAAGUUUGGUGCUCCGAUGGACAAUUGGGGGUGUUUUUAGUCUCAAUCACGGUGGAGAGUCACUUUUUGGGAAUCUCUUUGCCUUCCUGCUGGACUGGAAACUCCUUAUCUUCGUGUGGAUUGUCUCGUCACAGAUUCUCAGCAAUAUGUUCCUCAUUACGCGAUUCUUUCAUGUCUUCCUCACGGAAUAUCGGGCAUUUCCCAUUGUCCGGAUUAUUGGCAGCUCAAAUGAGCAGGAAAUCACUUUAGCUGAAGCCUUGGCGUGCCACAAGGUGCCUGUUAUUCAAGAUCUCGCCUGUCAGGAUCUCUUUGUGGUGGCCAAUGGAGGUGAUGUAGCUCGACGAAGGGAUAUCUUUACUCUCUCAAUCCCCGGUGGGCAUCCCAACAACUGGAAAGCCAUUGUGUCGCAAUCCCUCCAACUCAUCACGGAAUUCACGCAGAAACUCACAAAAUCCCUCGAGGGAUGCCAACGAGCACCAAUUCUACCCGCAAGAGUUGCCUUUGUGCGUCCCACGGCAACGGAAAUGGCUGAUAAAAUUCUCUGGACACAGUACACAGAAGGACUCAGAAUUCGACGAGGAAACUACCCACAGGACAUCUUCCCAACACCACCUGAUUCCACAACUUCGGCGAAAUUCUACACACUCCAAGACUUCCGGAAGAUGCUCUCUGACUACAUUGCCAGCGGGAAGAGGUAUCUGAUGACCUACCCAGGAAUACAUUUCCUCUUCAGUGAGACACCCUUUGAGGAGGUUUUCUUCCAUCUCAAGCACUCCCAGAGGAUUAUUUGGAUUAUCCAGGCAAUUGCAGCUCUCACGGAGAAAUCUAUUGAAGAGGACAAAUUCGGCGUUGUUCAAACGGAUCUAACAGACAUCAUUCGGACCUUCCUCCAGCUUAAAGGUGUUCUAGACAAAAUUGGGAAUCUAAUGCUGGGCGAACGUCGAAUUGAUCGGAACUUCUUGGCACUGAAGAGUGCUUCCCGGAGGAGUCUCUAUCGCAUCUCCAACACUUUCUCACCAUACUUUGGGGAUCUUCUCCUCAGUGACAGUGACUUGAGGCAACUUAGUCUCUUUGUCACCUACAAAGAAGCCUAAGAAUGCUAAUAAGAACUUUAUUGCUUAUAUUAAUUUUUUUCUUCUAAUUAUUUAAAAUACAAGAAAUUCAGAAUAAAAAAUGCCGAAUAAAUAAUUUUUUGAAUUUAA
Lutzomyia longipalpis is the source of this 1984-nucleotide messenger RNA. Its product is annotated as nucleoporin Ndc1-like. Gene Ontology annotation, molecular function: protein-macromolecule adaptor activity. Gene Ontology annotation, cellular component: nuclear pore transmembrane ring. Gene Ontology annotation, biological process: nuclear pore organization. The transcript is spliced from 2 exons. The record is from RefSeq and is a predicted model, not a curated record. Bases 143 to 1876 code for a protein of 577 amino acids. Lineage: Eukaryota; Metazoa; Arthropoda; Insecta; Diptera; Psychodidae.